UGCGUUUUAUUCUAUGACAGAGGCGUGUUCGUCCCGGUCAACGCCGCGACCUCGACCGUCGACGUCACCGACGGUGAGACCGAACAUCACGUUCCAGACCUACGCUUGCCCGCCCGCCUAUGCCGCCUGGUAUUGUCUCAACGGUGCCACCUGCUUCACCGUCAAGAUCGGACAGAGUCUUCUCUACAACUGCGAGUGUGCAGAUGGUUUCAUGGGCCAAAGAUGCGAGUUCAAGGACCUGGAUGGCUCCUACCUGCCAUCUCGGGACCGUGUGAUGCUGGAAACUGCCAGUAUAGCAGGUGGUGCCACGAUAGCCGUAGUUUUGGUUGUCAUCAUCUGUGUUGCCCUGUACAUCUAUUUUGGCAGGAAUCAUGGAACCAAGCUCAGUGAAAGAGUGGAGCUGGGCUUGGAUGCAAUUGAUGGGCCACGAGGAAGACCCUCAUCAUUCCACAGGCCUUUCUCAUCCAUUACCAGGUAUUCCAUGCACCCAUCCCAUCAUGGAACCCUCCUCUCAGUCCCUGAACCUGGGAGAGGGGAUUCAGAUCAGGGUGGAAGCAACCCAGUGUUGGCAUCUCUUCCUUCCUCCAGGGACUGACAUCCCCCUUUUCUAAUGGGGAACUAAAUAUGUAAUAAGUGCCACCCAUUUUACACCUCUCAACCAGUGGUUCAUGAUGUCCAGUUUUGUUCCUUCUCUUUGAUCCUCCUGGCUAUCUUAUGUGUUCACUGGAUCUCUGUAGCUUGGUGCAAAUUCUAGUCAGACUUCACUUCUUCCUGCUUCUAUGUUCUUGUCUCCUUUUUCCAGUUCAUAUUUACCUUCUACUCCCAAGAAGAAGCUGUGAUCAUGCUAUUGUUUUUUUAAAUUAAUAUCCACCAAUGGAACGACUUGCAUUUGGUCACAUUCCUUACUGUUUCUCUCAAGAUUCACUUCCCCCUUCCUCAGCUAAGCCAAGAUCAAACAUGAUCUCGUGAAAAGGGAAGAGAAUUUUUCUUAAUGGAAAAAGUUUGGCUGAUUGUAUUUGCAAUAUUUUGACAAAGAAAAAGGCUGGUGGGAGUGUAGUGAUGUAUGUACAUAAGCAGCUGCGGCGUUUGUUCUAUUUCCCCAUCCUGACUGGCCAGCAAUGGAAGAAGAAAUUGUGUGUAUCAUAGUAUUGGAAUGCUGAUGCUGUUGAAUGUUGUCUGGAUUGACAGUUUUUUGCUAAGUUAACUCAUUCAGAGAGGAAUGUAGCAAAUAAUAAAAGAAACAAAUUC
This is a messenger RNA of Darwinula stevensoni, 1248 nucleotides long. The record is from the annotation of a GenBank genome assembly. Lineage: Eukaryota; Metazoa; Arthropoda; Ostracoda; Podocopida; Darwinulidae.